AUGGAUAAAUCAUUGGAAGAACUUUCAUGCAAGCUAAAAACAUUAAAGUUUCGGAUGAACAAGACCAAUGACGUUAUCGAUAAAAGGGAUAAGGAGGCUCUGGAGUGGCAACGUUUAUCUGUCGUGUCAAGUGCAACGGUAGUAAACACCAUUAAAGAGACCAUUGAAGAGAGCAUGUUUGCGAAGGGAGAAACAGAAGAAAAGGUAAAACAAUGGUCACAGGAAGUCGAAGUUUUGUUGCCUGAGGCAGAUCAAUGCACCUGUUUGAUCACCAACGAAGAGGCUGCUCAAGAGAGUGUGAUGUUAAAAGAACAACAGCAGAAGUUGCAGUUUGAGAAAGAAUUGACAGAGCAACAAUUACGUCAAGAGCAAGAAUCUGUUGAAGAGAAAAGAAAACUUGACCUGGACCAUCAUGAAAGGCUGAAAGAGGCACAACAAAGCUCAACCCCGCAUGAAACUGGUCCUGUAAAAAUGCCAAAGCUGGUUAUAACUAAAUUUGAUGGAACACCUCAAGACUGGGUCAGAUUUUGGGGACAAUUCCAUGUACAGAUUGACAAAUCCAAUGUGGAUCCUGUUACGAAGUUUUCAUACCUAAAGGAGCUAGUGGAAAUUAAGGUAUGCAAAUUAAUUGAUGGGCUCCUGUUUACAGAUGAAGGAUAUGAAAAAGCGAAGAGUCUUUUGGAGAAAAAAUAUGGAGAAUCGAGUGAAGUAGUUGGUGCAUAUGUGAGAAGUAUACUGGAGUUACUGACCAUACAAAAAAGAGACGUAGUGAAAAUACACAACUUUUAUGAAACACUGCUAUACAAUGUUGAGUCAUUACAAACAUUGGACAGUCUUGGUAAACUGGACGCGGCAGUUAGAUUCACCGUGGACAAAUUCGAUGCGAUUCGGAGCAAAUUAGCGAUGACUAAUGAAAACUGGAACAAAUGGACCUUUGGACAAUUUGUUGAAGCUCUCGGAAAGUGGACGAAAAACAAUCCAGUAAAAGAUAGUCAACAGAAGAAGUUUCCAAGAGAAAGGGGUAGAUCAUUUUUUUGCAAAUAGAGACAAUGGUAAUGUGUAUCACAUGAAGCCCUUAGUACCACAAAGCCCUUAAUUGUGACAAAGUUGUUCAAUGUGAAGACCGGAAGAAAAUCUUCGCAGAAAAGCAUCUGUGCUUCAACUGUGCGGGGGGCAAACACAGAGCUGUGGAUUGUAAGAGCAAGAGUAGAUGCCAAACAUGCGGUGGAAAAUAUCACACUACAAUUUGUGACGAAAAUACAGAAUGUAAACAACCUGGUAUGACCGCCAAUCAUGUUGGCCGAAGCAAAGUGGUACAUCUAGUGGUAGUUGUGCACAUCAAUGGUUACAAAUUUCGAGCCUUAAUGGAUAGCAGUGCCACCGCGUUGACAACAGCUAUUGAUCUUAGUGGUGCUAAGGUGAAAUCGACUAGCUUUCGUCAAAUUGCUAUGCUAAUGGUAAUCACAACCAGAACGAUGCAAGUGUAUAACAUUCAAGUCAGUUCCUUAGCCAACAAUUUUAGCUUGAAUGUAAAUCUCACGAAGAUUGAGAACAGGGAACUUUUGUCAUUGGAGAACCCUCACUACAGCACACUCAUUCAAGAAUACAAGCAUCUUAAAGAAGUACAUAUCGAUGAUGAUGAUCCCAAGGAUCUUCUUCCAAUUCAUCUCAUCUUUGGCGCAAAUGACUAUGCAAAGAUACGCACCAGAGAGAAACUACUCGUGGGUCGCAUGGGGGAGCCUGUGGCAGAACCUACAAGAUUCGGUUGGGCUAUGAUGUCACCGGGCGCGGAACAAGAAACAACAGUUGGUUGCUUGGCUGUUAAUUCGACAACUGACUACGAUAACCUCUGUUCAUUGGAUAUACUUGGACUGGCUGAUACUCUCGAUCACAAGGAGCAUUUCAUAGACGAGUAUGCUUUUCCAAACGUGACAAAAAUAUCAAGUUGUUAG
Molecule: messenger RNA, 1952 nt
Organism: Paramuricea clavata
Lineage: Eukaryota; Metazoa; Cnidaria; Anthozoa; Malacalcyonacea; Plexauridae
Source: the annotation of a GenBank genome assembly